Messenger RNA from Heterobilharzia americana, 3752 nucleotides. NCBI's taxonomy places the organism in Eukaryota, Metazoa, Platyhelminthes, Trematoda, Strigeidida, Schistosomatidae. The record is from the annotation of a GenBank genome assembly.
CUGAAACUAAAUGCAUUGGAUAUUGGAUGUUGGUUGCCAUGUUACGCAUAAGCAGAGAUUAUUUUGAAUAUGGCUUACGUAGUCUGAAAAAAACUUCGGGUUAAAAUGAAUAUACCAUCUGGAACUGAGCUGGAUAUAACCCAGAGGGCAACAGACUAUGUGGAUAUUGCUAAUGAUGUGAUAUUGGAAGAGAAUAAUGAUAAUGAUGCUGCUGCUGAUGAUGCUAAUGACUGGGAUAAUCAGGAAGAAGGUGAGUUGAUAAACAGACCCCAGGCUAAUGAAACUACAGUACCUGAAGAUUUCAGUGAUCGUAACGAAUCUUCUGUUAAUGAAAUCAAUGGAAAUGUCAGUCAAGAGUAUAAAGAAUUGAAUCCACUCUAUGUACCUGAUGCUUAUGCUAAACUUCCGGAUAGCUUUGAUUCAUUCACGUUUCCACAAUCGUAUAAAGAGAACAACUUGAAAGAACGACGUCUUAUUGAUACUGUGAAAAUUUUCGCCGACAAUAUGCUCACCUAUGUCCUGAUCGGACAAAACUCUUGUUAACACCAAAAAAUGAAUGUGGUAUAGAGAAAUUCGUUUGUACUACACUAACCACAACUCAACUACCUCAUCCAGAGUUAGAUACAUGGGAUGGUGCAGCCAAGUUUGUUGCCAAUUUUCUUGAUUUCGUACCGUUGGUACCAUCAACCGAGCUGCCAAAACGCCUUUUAAGUCCAAUGACUACAGUUGAACUGCAAAAAGGAACUUGUUUUGAAUACGCUACACUACUGUGUUCACUACUAAUAGCAGUUGGCUAUGAUGCCUUUGUGGUAAGUGGUUAUGCAACUAGAGAGUGUUGUUAUCUGGAUGAAACAAGAGAAACCUGUCCAUAUCUUGUUGAACAAAAGGUAGAAGAAGUAGAAGAGGAAGAACCGAAGCCGAAAAAAUAUCUUAUCAAACCUCCCAAAGAUUUGACAUCAAAGUAUGAACAAGCAGUUGUGGCUAGAGAAUUACAGGCCGAGAUAGAACGCAAUAAACAAGCAAAAAAGGAGGCCGAAUUAGCUGAAGAAGAACUAUACAAGCCAACUGCUGACCCACUUUUCGGUCUUCGAGUACAUGCAUGGAUACUAGUAUUGCCGGGAAAACGCGAAGUGCCUGAAGGUUUUUUUAUUGAAACACUGACUGGUCUUGCUAAACCAUUAGACUGUUCAAUGUAUCUAGGCAUAGAAAGUCUAUGGAAUAAUCAUAACUACUGGGUGAAUAUGCAAGACUGUUCAACUGGAAUAUCACAUUUAAAAUACAAUUUAACCGAUGGUUUAUGCUGGGAAUACAUACUACCGACCUGUAGAUUAUCUAUCAAAUAUGAUACUGUCCAGUCAACAAAAAUUCCACACAGAAAGCCAACUGAAUUAAUCCCUUCAUCAUGUGAUAUUGAUAGUGUGCAAUCAACAUUGAAUUUUAACUACCUUAGCUUUGGAAAUAAAAAGUCUAUUGGGUGUGAUUCUCAACUGAUUGUUCCUAAUUCAAUUAAAUUAAAAACAGAUAAGCACGAACCACCUUUAAGUUCAGAUAGUUACGAAGAUUAUGCCAGUAACGGUAGUUUGCCUAGUCUACAUACAGGUGGUGUACAUAUUAAACCAUUAGCUAAUUUACAGGAUAAACUGUUAUUAUUUGACUUACCACCAACUUGGACAUUACCAAUUAAUAUUGAACAAGGAUUAUUUGAAUUGCGUUAUCCAAAAGGCUUUAAGAAAAAGAGAUACAAGUAUUCAUUAUUGGAAAAUUAUGCACCAUAUUCACAGAAUGAUGGUCUUGUUCUACGCCUAACAAUUUAUCAAGAUCGUGAAUUAACAAAUCCUACUGAAAUUAGGGAAACAUUUGCUAAUCGAGAGGAUAAAUUAAUUAGUCGCACUACACUACUGAAAACUAAUUGGAUAGUAGAGAAAUUUGAUCAUGGUCGUGAUGCUAUCCAUCUUGCUGAACAUGGUUAUUUUAAAACUCAACAAAGUUUACAUACUGUACGUUAUAUGACAUUUUAUCAUGACGCUAGAGUGGAUGGUUUAGAAAAACGUGAACAAACAACAACUACAAUGAUUGAACAUUUCAAAAGUCGUCAUGAUCGUCUAUACUAUCGUGAAGUACAUUUCGGUGCAAAAAUGAAGAAAUUUGGUCCAGCAUCACCUCAGAAUAAAGAAAAUUCUCAUGCGCUUACAUUAUCAACAUCUAAUCAACUGAAUAUCGAUAAAAUUAUUGAAAGAUUUACACGUGAUGAAACAGUUGAUGCUGAUGAAGAUAUCGCUGAACGAGUGUUCAACAUAACUGAAGAAAGAAUAUUUCUUACCUAUCAUGUUGGCAAAGAACGUAUUAUUCCAUGCACUCGAGAGUUUAUUAAACCACCACCUUCAGAAGACAGAAGAGAUACACUACACCUUUAUCCUGAUACGCAUACAACCUUUCAAGUUGAUUUAUUUGCAAAGCCUAAAACACAAGUAGAAAUAUACAAUAUGCUUAUUAAUUUAUUAAAAGAAGAAGAGAAAUCAAAGGAUUUAGUACGUAAAUCUGAAAAUGAAAUACAGUCAAUAUUAAACAAACGUACAAAAGAAGAUUUACACGUAACAUUGAACAUUGACUUAUUUGAUACACUGCGUAAUUUAAAUGCACAAGAAUUACGUAUAGAAUUGGAACGAAUAGCUGAAAAUGAACGUAGUCGUUGUAAAGAAACUGAUUUGGACUAUUUAGAACCAUUUCUUGCUCAGAUUGAAAUGACUGAUAAUAAAUUAACACGUGAACAAGCAUUUACACUCCGUGAAGAAUGUCUACAAGAUUUUAAACAACGUUUAAUUACUAAAGCAAAUAUUAUACAAUCACGUUUUGAAAAAGAAACUGAAAAUCUACAGAAGAAACAACAAUGGUAUCAUUUAAAUCAGAUUAAUUUAAGCAAAGAAGAUGAACAAGAAUACCUACAAUAUUGUAAUGAUGCAGCCUUCAAGAUAACCACACUCGAGUCAAUGUUGGCUUGGCAUAAACGUACAGCACCACAAAAGUAUAUGGCACUAGAGAAGAAGUUGAGAUCAGAUCCAAGACUUAGUGAAUUUCUUCAAAUGAUGAAUUAAUUUAUAAGCUUUCCUAUAUGUUUUUCGUCCAUAUUCUUCUUAUUGUACCAUGUACAUGAGCUUUUUUCUGUGUAGAUAAUUGUAAAACUGAGAAAACGUUGAGAACAACUGUAAAACAGUUUGCAAAAGACUGUGGUAAAUCAGUAAAGAAUAUUCCAUAGAAUAGCAUAUUCAGACUACAUUUUGGAAUGUGGUAUGGAUAGUUGUCAAGCUGAAGAAUUUAAGUUGGAAUAAAGCAACAGUUAGUCAUGGACAGAAGGUGUUUAAAGUAGAAAUUAACAUUUUAGGAUUUCAGGUCACAAAACAGAAGAAAAUUUUGAGCUUCAUAAUUCGAGUACAGUUCAAUGUGACCAGGAUAAUCCCAUUGGAUAAGUAAGUUAUGUGAUGAACAAAAUAGGAGGAAGUAUUCAAGCAUUUUUUUGUGCGAUUUUGUGUCCAUUAAAAUUCUAUACGUACUUAUGUAUAUUAGUUCAAUAAAAAAAUCGUCCUCACUGUUAUUGGCCAGGACUUGUCUUCUGGUGUUUUUGUGGCUCAGUAAAGCAUGGAUUCUUAUGGCUAGUUGAACUGUUUCAGUACACUUUAGAAGCAUUGUUUGCACUACAAUCCACUCAGCCAUCCUAGUAGUAUUUACUUAAUGACUUUUUCUACCUUAUAGUUUGC